Molecule: messenger RNA, 1688 nt
Organism: Arachis stenosperma
Lineage: Eukaryota; Viridiplantae; Streptophyta; Magnoliopsida; Fabales; Fabaceae
Exons: 7
Coding region: 904-1410 (168 amino acids)
Source: RefSeq, a predicted model, not a curated record
CGCGAUCCCUAUCUAGCUACGAUUCCCUUCAUCAUCACCCUGCCCCUAAAUCAGAGAAGACCACUCACGGCGUCACCGCUCACGGCGUCACCGCUCACGGCGUCACCGCUCACGGCGUCACCGCUCACGGCGUCACCACUCACGGCGUCACCAUCUCCACCACUCACCUUCAUCACUCACCACUCACCACUCACCACUCACCACGCCAUCUCCACCACUCACCUUCAUCACUCACCACUCACCACUCACCACUCACCACGCCGCCACUCAUCUUCAACGCCGGUUCUCUUCACUGGGCAUUGACAUCAGGAAGACUCUUCGCUCGACUGAAAGCCUGUCUUUAUUCGCUCACCAUCGUCAAGGAGGAGAACUCAUAAUUUGCGGGUUUCAUUCUGUUAUUGUUGCAGCACAGCAGAACUCGUGAAUUUGGGAUUGUUGCGGUGCAGGAGAACUCGUGAAUUUGGGAUUGGGGUUUCAUUCCGUUUAUGCAGAUUGAAGUUUUGGUUAAAGCUCCCAAGUGGAUUUUGUCAAAACGUUGAUCGUGUCAUGGCAAGGUUUUGUGAUAUGCCGAAGGAUUGGAUGGAUCUACUGAGGUAUAGUGAAGAGAAUAUCAAUGGUGUUAUUAGUUUCUUAGACUUUGCAUACUCUGAGGGAGAACCAGAAGGACAACAAAUUCAAUGUCCUUGUAAGAGGUGUUGUAACAUUGAGUGGUAUAGAAGAGAUGUGGUAUUUGACCAUUUAGUCGCUGACGGAUUUGUUAAGGGAUAUAAAACAUGGAUUAAUCACGGGGAAUGGACAAUCCCAAUGGUGGUUGAUGAUGACACGGACGAUGAAGAAGGUGCAUGAGUACGAGUGGCUCUGCGCGUGACAAAGGAAACAAGUAACGAACCAAAAUGGUUUGAAAUGUUCAUUGCUACUCGAACAAGUCGGAAAAGGAAGGAAGUUGAUCAGGAAACACAAGAUGCAAUUGAAGACUUCCAAAAUUGGCAAGCUGCUGGUGAAACAGAUGAGGAAGCUUUUGAAUCUUUAUUUGGAAAAGACCUACCAGGUCGGGUUAGGUGCUAUGGAAGAUCUGUUACACGAAGUGAUUUAAAAAAGCAUGCAGAAAUUUCUGAACUCAAGCAACAGCACCAAGAGCAAGUCACAUCUUUGAAAGCUGAACUUGGAGACAUGAAGGCCAAACAACAGCACCAAGAUUCCAAACAGCAACAUCAAGAGGUUGAGCUUCAUGGAUUGCGAAACAUGAUUAAGUUACUAGUUCAGCGAUCUAAACCUGGAAUGAGGCUGGAAGAAAUUGAGGCUUUGUUACAAAACACCCAACACUCUCCAAUUGAUGCAAAUAGCGCUCAUGGAUCAACUCAUAUUCCAAACAUAGAUAUGGCUAAUUCUGAAGAUGUGAGUGAAGAUUGAGAUGCCUAUCAUGAUGGUUUAUUAGCAAAGAUGGAGCUAGUGUUGAAAAUUGAAAGAUGUAUGGUUGAUGAUGAUGUCUUUUAUUAGAAGAUACAUUUGAAUGAUAUAAUAUUUUGGUUUUUUCUAGUUUAUUAGUAGUAAACUCUAAGUGUGUGGUUUCAUGCAUAUUUUGAUUUAUAUGAGUAUACUUAUUCUAGUGUGAGAUGUAUGAAUACUUAAAAUUAAGAUCAUCUCAAUAUUAUAUAUUCAUUAUAUAAAUAUAUUUUGUUUCAGGAUAA